CCUACCACUGUUUUGCAUCAUAUUCACCACUCUCUCCAUUGUGCAGCAUGCCUCUUCCAAACAACCCGCAACAAACAUAACCAAGACGAUAGAGGACGCAUGCACGUUCACGCGAGCUCGAGACCUUUGCGUGUCGGUGCUAAAAUCCGAUCCUCGGAGUGAGACCGGCAACAUCAGGAUGUUUGGAGUGAUCAUACUAGAGAAGGCCUUGUCCAAGGUGGUAAGUGGGAGUGGUGGUAUUCCCAUGGAAGGUGUGUGUGGCCCCAAGUCCAACUAUCAUCAAAGGCUAGUACGUGAUAUCAUGGAAGCGAUCAAGAAGUUGAAAUAUGAUGUCAAGCCUGUGGCUUUUGCAGUGGAUAACAUGUCAAGUGCGA
Cuscuta epithymum is the source of this 374-nucleotide messenger RNA. Lineage: Eukaryota; Viridiplantae; Streptophyta; Magnoliopsida; Solanales; Convolvulaceae. The record is from the annotation of a GenBank genome assembly.